AUGGAGGACGACAUAAUUACUCAUUAAGCUAGACUAAAAGAGGCCUUACUCAGAAAACCUAACAAAAGGGUUGCAUCUGAAUUAAGUGAAUCGCAGUAAUUCAAUGCAAGCAGCCACUAACACGAAUUCUUGUCAGCAAACGGAGGAGGCAUGAGUCUGGGACAUUCAGUGAAAGAUGAUGGGAGCAAUUAUUACAGUUCUACUUCUCUCUAUAAUUCAAAAGCCACAUCCAAAAGCUAGAGCCGUCCAAUACUCACAGGCAAGAUUUUGAUACCAAUCCAAUUGACAAUCACCAACGCCAAUAAACUUAGAUGUAGCCAAACACAUAGAUCAAUGAAAAACCCGUAAAAUAGAUCGGAGGGACAGAGUGAUUGGUCAAGUGAGGAUAGGGACAAAGACAAUGAAGACGAGGAAGUUGAUAGACACAGCAACCACUCUCUCACCAAAUAACAUAAGGACUCUAUUUACAUCUCCAAAAAUAAUCUCAAGCUCAACAUGUUCCUCAAUGUUUCACUACUUCUGGAAUAAAACUAGAAUAGAGAGAGUAGUCGUAGCAUACCGAACGCUGUUUGUUUUAGAUUCAUGUCUACAACAGAUCCAAUUGAAGGGCUUAUUACUAUAAGCAAUUACGUUAAGAAUGGUUGCGUUACUUUGUAUAGCAAUGUGGAAGAUAGAGAGAAAGUUUUAUUGAAUAUUCACAGUAUUUUCUCUGUUUUGACAUUGAUCUAUGAUAAAAAUUGCUAAUAUAUUCAGACUCCAGGUUCUAAUGUCAAUCACAAUAAUAUCCAAAAUUAUAAUACUUUUGAGUAUUAACCCAUCAAGUAAAAUGAUAAUGAAAAAACUCAUGGAAAUGAAAUAACUGAAAACCCUAAAUCAAACUAUCACACCCCCAAUGGAGACUCCCUAGUAAUAAUUGAUAUGAAAUACAGCGUGAAUAACCUUCGCUCGAGAUUUGAGAAAUACAUGACAACGUCAGUUUUCAAUCAAUACAAAUCAGCCCUUAUUUGGAUUUAUUCUACUGCCUCUGUCUAUUCUUCCUCAGAAUACAUUUACUUCAAUGGGAAAACAGACUCUAAGUUGCCAAAUAUAUGA
Molecule: messenger RNA, 1092 nt
Organism: Stylonychia lemnae
Lineage: Eukaryota; Ciliophora; Spirotrichea; Sporadotrichida; Oxytrichidae
Source: the annotation of a GenBank genome assembly